CAGCUCCGGGACCAGGGACCCCGUGCGGCGCCGCGGCGGGGGGGCGGGAUGGGGGACCGGAGGGCGGGAUGCCGGGGCCGGGGGGGGACGACGACGACGACCGAAGGGGCGGGAUGCCGGUGCGGAGGGCGGGAUGCCGGCGCCGGGGGCCGGGCCGGGCGGUGCGGGGCGGGCGGUGGCUCUCGGGGCUGCCGGGCUGCUCCGCUCCUGCCGCCGCCGCCGCCGCCGCCGCCGCCGCUCCGGGCCCGCCCGGCCAAAGUCCCUCCGCCAUGAGCGGGGCCGCGGGCGGGCGCCGGCCGGCCUUCCCCGGCCUCCCAGGGGAGCUGGUGCUGGAGGAGGCGGCGGGCGCCCGGCAGCGCUGCGGCGACGGCUCCGUCCCCGGGACGCUGCUCUGCACCAACCGCCGCGUCGCCUUCCUGCCCGCCCAGGCCCCUGGCUCCCGAGCCUUCCUCCACAGCGAGUACGACGUGGCGCUGCCCUGCAUCCGCAAGCUGGUGGCAGCCAGCAGCUUCACCAAGCCCAAGGUGCUGACGGCCGCCUCCACCCUCAAGUUCAUCCCCGAGGAACUGGCCGUUUUCUGCCGGGAUUUCCGCCUGCUCCGCUUCCACUUCCACGAGAACGGGUUGGCUCCGCAGGCAUUUCGGGUCGCCAACGCCAUCGCCCAGGCGCGGGAGGCAGCUGCGUGGCUGGGGGACACCGUGGAGGGACACGAUGGUGGCCCUGCUGAAGCCCAAACAGAGGAUGAGGAAGAGGAGGAGGAAGAGGAGGAGGAAGAGGAGGAAGGCUCGGCCGCCACAUUGCUCUUUGAGAGCCUGCGCGACUGGGAGAAGGAGCUGCAGCGCCUGGGAGCCGCGGGCUGGAGGGUGAGCGCUGUCAACGAGCGCUUCGACAUGGCCCCCAGCCUCCCCCGGUACCUCUGGGUGCCCAGUGGGCUCCUGGACCACGACCUCAAGAGGAUCUUCGCCCACUUCGAGGAGCGCCGGGUGCCCCGCCUGUGCUGGCACCACCCGGGCGGCGGAGACCUGCUGAGAGCCGCCAGCUUCCACGCAGCCUCCGAGCCAGGCAGCGAGGACGUGAGGUGCCUGGAAGCUCUCUUGCUGGGGGGCCGGGGGCCCUGCGUGUUGGCUGACGCUGCCGAGCUGCCCACCCUUGCCGACAUCCAGCUUGCCCACCUCAAGCUGCGGGCACUCUGCCUGCCUGGCGCGGCGGCGGACGAGAAGUGGCUCUCAGCCCUGGAGGGGACGCGAUGGCUGGACCAUGUCCGCACCUGCUUGAGGAAAGCCGCAGAGGUGGCGUCGCUGCUGGCGGGGAGACGCUGCUCUGUCCUCCUGCAAGAGCCGUCGGACCGGGACCUGAACUGCCUGCUGGCCUCGCUGGUGCAGCUCCUGGGGGACCCCCGUGCCCGCAGCCUGCCCGGCUUCCAGAGCCUGGUGCAGCGGGAGUGGGUGGCCGCCGGGCACCCCUUUCCCCGCCGGCUGGGGCUCCUCCGGCGCGACAGCCCCCGAGAAGAGGCCCCCGUUUUCCUGCUGUUCCUGGACUGCACGUGGCAGCUGGUGCGGCAAUUCCCGGCGGCUUUUGGCUUCACCGAGGCCUAUCUCCUGGCCCUCCAUGACAGCAGCUUCGCCCCUUACUUCAGCACCUUCCUCUUCAGCUGCCAGCGGCAGCGGGGCCGUGGCAGCCCGCACCGGCCCCGCAGCCAGACCUACACGCCGGUGAAUGGCUGGCGGGACCCGGCCCCGGGGCGGCAGCAGGGGGGUGGUGGAGGCAGCGCUGCCCGCGGGCUGCCCCCGGUCUGGGACUGGCGGCUGCGUUACAGCCCCCAGCAGCGGGCCCGGUUCAGGAACCCGGCGGGCGCUGCCGGCACUGCGGGACCCCCCGACACCACGGGACCCCCCAACACUGCAGGACCCCCCGACACCGCGGAGCCCCAGACCCCGGGCAGGCCCACUGAUGCCUGGCCAGGGCCGGGGGCCGGGAAUGUGUUUGUGCUGACCAAGGGGACGUUGUCACCCCAACCCUUUCCCUGGAGGAGCAGCCGCCCCCCGCCGCGCCUGUCCCGUUGGGCCCCCUCCUUGGAGAGCCUGGGCGAGCGGGGGGGCAGCCCCGCGUCCAACCGGUCCCCCGUGCACCCCCCGGGGCUGCUGCUGCCCUGCGCCGCAGGACCCUCUGUCCGGCUCUGGCGACGAUGCUACCUGCGGGGUCUGCCCGAGGCACAGCGCGGGCGCUUUGCCCCGUCUCCGGCCGGCCUGGCCGAGGAGCUGACGCUGCUGCAGGACCGGCUCCACGCCUGGCAGGCACAGGGACCCCGCACCGAGGCCACCAGCAGCCCCCUGGCACCCUCUCGGUGAGGGGCCCCGCGACAGGACACCCCCCCCGCCUCCAUGGGGACACAUGGCUGCUGAGACGACACCCCCAGGGCCCCCUCCGGCCGCACAGGUUUUGGGGGACCCCCAAAACUGCUCUGCACCUUCUGCCAUCGCCUUUGAGUGGUUCCCACUGCCUCCUCCUGCUCCUUGCCGGGGCACGGGGCAUUUUGGGCCUGGAUCCUGCCUGAGCUGGAGGAGGCCGAGCCCCAGAGGUGCCCCCAGUUCUUGCCGGACGCGGCAGUUUCUUGUUUUUUUUUUUUUUUUUUACAUGAAAUUCUUGCUACCUCCGCCAAGGCUCCACGGAGCCCAGGGCUGGGCUGGCCCCAUCCGGACCAGGGGGAGCAGGAUCCAGCCCGAGCGCGGGGUAUUCCCGGGGGGGCUUUCAUCCCCAGGCUGUGCAGGGACCCCUGGGCUUGGCCGAUACGGUGGGGCCGACA
Chroicocephalus ridibundus (black-headed gull) is the source of this 2803-nucleotide messenger RNA. RefSeq names its product myotubularin related protein 11 (gene MTMR11). The transcript has 15 exons. Gene Ontology annotation, molecular function: phosphatidylinositol-3-phosphate phosphatase activity. The coding region runs from base 69 to 2348 and encodes 759 amino acids. Gene Ontology annotation, cellular component: membrane; cytoplasm. The record is from RefSeq and is a predicted model, not a curated record. Gene Ontology annotation, biological process: phosphatidylinositol dephosphorylation. NCBI's taxonomy places the organism in Eukaryota, Metazoa, Chordata, Aves, Charadriiformes, Laridae.